Molecule: messenger RNA, 6975 nt
Organism: Cydia strobilella
Lineage: Eukaryota; Metazoa; Arthropoda; Insecta; Lepidoptera; Tortricidae
Gene: mi
Exons: 7
Coding region: 175-2991 (938 amino acids)
Source: RefSeq, a predicted model, not a curated record
CUGGAGGGAUGGCGAGUUUGUUGCAGUUACAACAUUUUCGAUUGCGUUUUAAUUAGAUUUCGGGACAAAGUGAACAAUAAUUAAUGUUUUAAAUUACUUAUAAUACGAUUUCAUAAUGUUAGUGUAAAAUACCCCAUUUCUACCACAUACAAGUGUGGAGAAAAUGCGGUGGUAAUGGAAUCGUUUGAAGACUCAAAUUGCCGUUCUAUGAGUGAUAGUUUUUCUUUGUAUGAGCGUUACAUGAGAAGUUUCAACGUAGUGGAUACUUUCCGUGAACAAAUCGAACCUGAUCCAGUUUCAUUAUUAAGUAACUGUGACUACGAAAAUCCAAGCAUUGGAGGUAACAUAGACUUGUCAGCUGCUGUCCAAAAGAAUAUUAAAGAGGAUAGUAAACAUUACGAAACCGCCCAAGUUGACUGUGUUUCUUUGGGUCUGAAUGAAAAUACUGCAGAGAAGGGUAGUUUGAUAGCAGAUAUUAGCAAAAUUGGCUCUCCUUGCACUUCGUUGAAUGAAAGCUCUUCCUUUACGGUGGACCACAACCUCACCGACAAAUCUGACCCGGCCGACGUCCCCGUAUCUUCGGAUGAAUUUAAAUCCAGCUGUUUUAAACAGCAAAUUUUCAUAACCUCUACUAUGGAAAACAGUAACAAUGCAGUUGACAUGCUUCGUGACGUAAGACAUUCCGAAAGCGUCUUCAAAUUGCCGAUCAGCGAAUUGUCAUUUAACGGCACCAUAAAACAUGUGCAGAAGCUGAAGCCCAUUGUUGACCCUAUUACUGCUCUCACUGCUAAUGCUGGGCUGGUUCUAGAUGACAAAUCUCAAGAAUCAGAUAGUUCGAACACAAGUGAAAACAUUGGCAAUGCUUUUGAAGAGAGGAGCUGCCACACGCCUGCUGCUAGUGACAUAUCUGAUGAAAGGAGUACUAAAGGUACUGAGAGCACUGGAGAUUCACGGUUUGAAGAUUUCUCCAGAAAAGAGAGUCUAUUUCCGAGGCCAGAAGAUAAAAGUACAAAAUGGAGUAAUGACCAAAGUUACUCUUCAUUAGAAGCCUCGUUUGAUAGUGGUGUGCGUUCCCCGGAUAUGUUCUGUUCAGAUGAUGAAGAUGCCCAAGCAAGUGCAGCACCUGAACCAUUUUGGAGCUUUUUGAAGAACCAUGAACAGCAUGAUAAGAAGAAGGUUAAGAAAAUGGAGGAAAAGCUCCAAGGGAUUCUACCACCGCCAUCAGUCACAACUCUACACAUGGAUGUCACAGAGAUGCUUAAGAAAUACUACUGUUUCUUGCCAGCAUUUAACAAUGAGGUUAAAGUUGAGCCUGAACCCAUUAUCCCCGUUACUCCUACUAAGCGAGUGUCCUUUGUAGAAAUACCAGCAGUAUCUCAAGAAUCGAGAGAGGAAACUGCAAUGUCAUCUAGACGAGAGGAUAAGCUUGAGUAUGAAUUAGACACUAGUGUGAAUGACAAGAGUAUUGUGCUCGAGAUGUGCAGUGAAGGUGAAGCUAAGGAAACAGCAUGGCCUAACUUGUUGAAAUGCAGGCAUUAUGAUGUGUAUUACAAUGUGACAACCUACUCCGAGAGGAUGGAAAUGCUGGCCCUGCGCUACGGUGAGAGAUAUGUUGGUGCAGAGACUGAAACCAGUGUCAAUGUCUACUCCGGAGGAAACCAGUCACCUAGCAGUGCACAUAAGAGGAAGGCACUUCGCCUCAAGAUGGCACAAGCAAAGUCACCAGGCAGACGUUUAUCGCAUUUGGCUCGCCGACGGCAAGCAUUUUGCAGUGCUGCUACAAUCAAUGAAAAGGCCCAAGCAGGCACUGCUAAAAUGGUCCUCAUUGAUAAAAACUAUUUCCCACACAGGAAGCUUAUAAACUCUGCUGAAAGGAAAAGUCCCCGCCUUAGACGCACACCGGGCAAGAAAACCCCCAGCCGCAAGACCCCAGGCAAAAAGACUCCCGCCAAAACCCCAAAGACUAGAAGUGGAGGCUCUAGCCGCAAGAAGAUAAUGAGAAGAUUACUUAUGGAUUCUGACAGUAUGACGAGAUCACAGCCAACACGGGAGACUCUAAAAAGAGCUUUAUUUGUCAGUCCGGAGAACAGAAAAUCGAUACCAAGCACCGCUAGCACAUCAGUGCCUCUUCAAGCUAUGAAGUCCAAGAGAGCUCUGUUCUCAUCCCCCGACAGGUCAGCGGAAACAAAAAGCGCUGAUGGAACUCAGAGCGAUCAUUUCCUAAAGCGUAAACUUGAUGCAUUGGAUCAGCAGCCAGAAAGCAGUAGAAGUAAGAUAGCGAAGAGCCUGUCGUUCGGCGGGGACACGAUCGGGAGCAUGCCUCCGCAUAUCAUGAAUCGACGGGCGUCUGAAGUGUUUACUAGACGCAAUUCUGUGGAGUUAAAUGAAACUCAUAAGAAGAAACUCCUAUGGGCGGUGUCAGAGGCGCUCCGUGUGCACGGGUGGCGCAUGUCCUCCGCCGGCUUCCGCGAGAAGGCUGAGGCGUUGGCGCGGCUCACUCGCCGGCUGCUGACGCUGCCGCCUCACGCCGCCAAGUUUGCUUCGCCCAAGCUGUCCACCUCAGAAACCAUGCUCAAACUCGCUCGCCAAUACGUGUUCGCGAUUAUCCAAGGCCGCAGCAUCGAGGAUUGUUUUCAAGAAGAACAAAUGAAGCUAGCCAACGACGGUAACAGUAAACUCUCCGGUUACAUAUCCGCCAACGCCUACCAACAGUUCAAGGCAAGACAGGCCGCACCUAGUACAUUAACAUCACAAAUUAAAGAGAACUGCAAUGGUUCCUUCAAACAGGAUCAACCAAGGAGCGGCUCCAAAAAUGUCCUCCAAGACAAACUUAUCAAUGUAGAUUCUAGCUCCAAUAGCAGCAGUGGUUUUAGCAUGCUGGACAAAUCAGGCCUCUACAAAUCAAAUUCAAUGCCUUCAUUCGAAGAAGCAGCUAAAAUGAGAGCGCGCAGGCAAAUUAGUUUUGACAAUCUCGAUUUUCCUAAAAGGUGAUGUGUUUGUAAGAACUUUUAAUUGUUAAGGUACUGACUGAUUUCGAUAAAAUGUUUGCUUUUGAGAUAUUAUUUUAACAGUUUAAGUACGCAAUGACACAUAGAAUAUCUGGUUUAUGAAAUGACUGCUUAUUGAAGUUAUUAGUCCUAAUUACCUCGCUGGACUCCUCUCCUCAGAUGGUUGAGUAAAGGGAAUAGUAAGUGUUAAAUUGCCUCUCUGUAGUCUUAGGGUCGGUUGCACCAAACCCUCUGUCACCGUUAAAGUGUUCGCAAAAUUUUAUCGUAUGGGAAGUUUCAUAGUUGACUGCUGAGUGACGUUGAUCAGUUCGCUAAAAUUGGUUGGUGCAACUGGCCCUUAACCUUUUAUCUAACAGGGUAAUUCGUUAUUGUUGCAAGAGAUCAAAACUCCCAUUGUUGCUUAUGGCGACUUAUGCCCGGCCACGACUCCGGUCGGCGGCGGCAGCGGAGUCUGCUCUAAGCGGGAGCGAGACAGCGAUCUGACCUUUCGCUCCCACCUAAAGUCGCCGCUCGCCACGGCGCGAAGUCGUGGACGGGCCGUUGAAGUCGCGUGCGCAGGUUUUUCAUUUAAAUAUAUUUACUGUAAUUGUGACGUACAGCACUGGACAACAAGAGUCAUACACUUGCACGAAAAUGAAAGUUUCUAUGUGUACUACUUUAUGAAUUCCGCUAUAUACCUUAUGCCUUAGGAAAAUUUGUACCACAUUUUCAUGUUCUUAUACAUACUUAUAAUGAAAUUUCAAUGAAUUUUGAAAUUUUCAAGUUUGAUCAAAAUUAUUUAUCUAAACGUAAUUAUCUAAAGCACUUCAUUUUGCUCUGGACAAAUUAAAUCAUACAGCACAAUCGCAUAUUAAACUUAGUCAUAUAUUUUGUGUGGCCUCCUUUUGCGCUCAACACUACUGCUAAUCUGCUAAUAAAUGGUUAAACCAUUUUCUCUGAACCUGCGAGGGCUAGCUCGAGAACUGACCUUAAGAUCCGUCAUUUCCCUAACAACUCUCAAUGAUAUUUUUGGAUUUAACUUCACGCAUCGAACAAUAAGCAUCAUCCCAUUGAUUUGUUGAUCGCCUGCGACCGGCUUCAGGCAAGUUCGCCACAGUUUCCUGUUUUUAAUGUUUUUUUCGAAUGUACUGUGCUCCAACCGAGAUUGAAUAUUUUAGGGCAAUUUUUCGAGACGAAAUUUUCUUUUGCCUAUGACGACGUAUAACCAGAUUGCGAACAUCAAUGUAAAUCUGUUUUCCUGACAUCUUGAACGUGAAAAUGACUGAGAAUUGUCAAGAAUAAUACAAUGAGUCAUUUCAUUUAUUAUUAUUUCCACCCAGGUUAUUGUAUUGUAUAUUUUAUACAGCGUUCGUAUUAUUUAUUUUGUCCAGAGUAAAAUGAAAAAGUCAAAGUAAUCACGCUCUAGAAGCCAAGAUUAUGAUAAUCACUGAAAUAUGUUUGAAUACUAAUAUAUCUCAUUACAUGUACUAUAAGUUUUCUGUAUAUACCAACACGAGGCGAAGUUCACAAAAGAAGUUGUAUAAGAAAGUAUAUUUCUCGUGUAAGUGUAUGAUUCUUUUGUCCAGCACUGUAUAUCUGUGACAGUAAUGAUAUAAAGUAAUGCACAGGUGUACAGCGAGGGCUAAUUAAAUGUAUUCGUAUGAAUGUGCAACUUAGGAAAGGCUUUUUGCAUGGUCGGGAUUGUAGACCGGGGGGCCGAUUUUUAAAUUUCGACCGCUCGAUUUCGUGCAUUUUGUUCGAUAAUAUCCACUACUAGCAUAGACAUAGUAUAUACAAGGCACCUAGCGAUCGGGGGUAAGAGAAAGAAUAUUCAUAUUAAACCUCCCACCCACCCCUCCCACCCGCACCCGUCUGCACCCGUGGAUAAAACAUAGAGAAACCUGUAGUGUACAUAAUUUAACACCACAAUUUUAUUGUACCUAUGUUUUCACAAAUAAAAAUAUUCUGAUUCUGAUUCUAAAUUUGGGCAGCAUAGGUUUUCUCUCUUUUACUCUUAUUUAUAAAUUUCGGUAUAACGCCAUCGCCUCCUACCUUUGAUGCCAGCCGGUCGGUGAUAAGGACAAAGCAUGGCACUAUUUUCUCUUUCCUCUUAUAGGAAUCGCAAUAAGACUAUCUUUCUCUAUCAAAGAGUGUCAGGCCCUUCACUACUAGGCAUUUGAAUUCUACUCAUAUAAUUGAAAACGAGUGGUCAAUACCACUAGAUUGUAAAUUUCUUCCGUAUCGCUCGUAUUUCAAAAAUUAGCAUUUCGCCGUUUUCCACCGAUUUUCGAGUGACGAAAUACGGAAUCGAGCGAUCGAAAUUCCAUUGCCCCUCAGGUGGAAUUAAUAUAUUAAUGAUACAAUAUGGCAUAUCGUGUCGCCAUUUUCCUUAAGUUCUGUAAGCAAUUUUUAACAUUUCACUGGCAUUGUCAUUUAUUCGUGACAAUGUGUAUAACACAUACAUUUUAUAGUUUAAAUCGCGAUUAAUUGACUAUUUGCGUAAGUAUAAAAUCAAACAUUACAAGCAAGGUGCUCUGCACCUUUCAUUUGGAUUUAUAUAAUAUCAUCCAAAUAACGAAUUUAAAAAAAGUAAGAGUUAUUAAGCAAGGUGCAGGCACCUUUAUAGUCUAUGCUCUAUAGUCAAGUUUGCUUACGGAACCCUACUUAGUAGUAAUUCUUUAUUUCGUUUAUAAGUUUAAAGUGUUAUUUUACGUUUGACAGUGUUCGCGUCAUAUUAGUCAAGAUACGUACACUAUAGCUCCAUAUGUGUAGAUUAUGGGCAGGGUUAUUGGCAUAUAAGGCGGACCCCACUGCGGCGCACGCUACGCACGAAUGUAAGGCCACAUAGAUGAACCUAGUACUUACAAGUUAUUCAUUUGUUCUUUUCAGUCAUUAAAUAAAAAAAAUUGACCUCUUGACUGGAGGCUUAUGAAUGAGCCUAAAGAAGAGACGCUUUACACAUUUUCGUACAUAGACCCACCUAUUGCUAUUUCUAUUGCACGCGCAUAAUUAUAUAGCUGUCACGCUCGCACAGUGACAACCAGCAUCAUGGGCGGGACAGCUAUAUAAUUUACAACACACAUCGGAUGAGCCAACACAUAGGCACGACGCACACGCCAGCCUAAGCUGCCGGUCCCCUUCACUGCGGCCCCGAAACCUGGCCCCGCUCAAACGGUAUCACCAGGCUAGGGGUCGUGGGGUUGACGAUAACGGCCGACAGCGAUAAAGCUGGCCUACACCACAUCACACAGCCGUCCCCACAAUGACGGCGAAUGACCACCCCACAAGGUGGGGUGCGACAUGUCAGGUUCCACAACAGGGAUGCGGAAGAGCCCCCUCACUCUCUCCCAAAAGGGUGUCGAGAGAGAAACACUGACAGCUAUAUAAUCAUGCGCGUGCAAUAGAGAUAGCAAAAGGUGUGGCAAGCGUCUCUGCUUAGUGGGGCUUAGUUUUCAGGCCUUGUUGCCUAAUUAAAAAGCAUAAUAAUAAAAUCAUUAUAAUAAUCAUAAUCGGUGCUGUGGGCUGCCUUUACACUUCUAUUUGUUUACUUGCAUGUGACCAUAGACAAAAUAACGCUAUUCUACAUGUUUUUAUUACUGCUCAUAUUGUGCUUCCCAUUUUAUAGUUUUGCAGGUUAUUAUUUUUAUAAUUAACAAAUCGGUUGGUUCACCAAACCGGGCAAGAUCAUAUCGAAUGAAGUUGUGUUGUGUAUGCUGAUAUAUGGCACUCACACUAUCAUAGACGACAUUUGAUUGGUUAAUUUAUUAGCACCGUAUAUUUGAUCCGUGUAUCUCUCCCUGUCACUACCUAUAUGCAAGAGCGACAGAGAUAGAGACAGCUUUAAAUUGCAUUGGUAAAUCUCCCCGCGCUAUGUUUUGCAGGAGCUAUUCUUUAUUUAGCAAUUUAAUUAAGACCGUUUAUUGUGUUUUGUUACUAUUGCUGAGUACGAUCUCACAAUAUUUUAGAGUAAUAAAUUAUUUUUCUCUUA